UCCAGUGUUCUUGCCUGGAGAAUCCCAGGGACGGCGGAGCCUGGUGGGCUGCCGUCUGUGGGGUCGCACAGAGUCGGACACGACUGAAGCGACUUAGCAGCAGCAGCAGCAUGUACGUGUAGAAGGGGCCAGGAAAGGUUUCAUGAAGGAGGUGAUUCCUAACUGAGUGUAAAAUGCAGAGUUAAUGACUAAAGCAAAAAGGUGGGAAAAAAGCAUUUCGGGCAGAGGGGACACCAACAGACAGGGCCAACUAAGGAAGCUUCAAUAACUAGGUUAGGUUAGGGAAUAAAACAUCAGGUAGGUCCAGAGGAAGAAAAGGCUAGAGAGACAUCAGAGUCUCACAGUUUUUUUAAUUAUAUAUAACUUUUAUAUCUUUUAGAUGUUCACCUUGGUUCAAUUAAGCUUUACCUUAUUCAUCUCUUACAUAAUAUGUACGCUAAGAAAGUCCCUCCUGGCCCAGGGCUUCAAUGCUUAUCUUUAUUUUCCUCUAGUUUCCAUUUUUAAAGAGUAUUUUAUUUUUGGUUCUGUCGGGUCUUAGUUGCAGCAUGCAGGAUCGUUGUUGUGGCAUAGGGGUCUUUUCUUGGCGGAGCACAGGUUCUUUGUUACCAUGCUAGGGCUUCUCUCUAGUUGAGGCACCCUGGGCUUAGUAGCUGUUGUUCAGGGGCUUAGUUGCCCGACCAGGGAUCAAACCCGAGUCCCCUGCAUUGUAAGGCAGAUUCUUAACCACAGUCCGUUAGGGACGUCCCUCCAUGUUUAAUAGUUUUCAUUUUAGUCCUUACAUUUAACAUUAAACAUUUCAGAUGUUUAAUCCAUCUGAAUCUGACUUUGGUGUGUAUAAGGUAAGCCUCAUUUGAAUUUUUGUGUGUGUGUCUUAGUGUUUAUCACACCUAUAUUAUCCGUUAAGCUUUUCUCUAUAACCCUAUUGUGUUAAUGGGUAAAAGGGGAGUGCUAGCUAAUAAAAUAUAUUUCCAGCUGGGCACAGUGCUUCAAGAAACAAGAGACAUUUCCCCGGGGUUUGUUCUUUGACUAAGCUGGGUUAAUCACUCCAGGUACAAAGUCACAGCCGUUUAGGAUCCUUCUUCGCAGGGUCCUUCUGCUAUUUUGUGUUUAUUGAUUAUAAAUUUCUUUACAGAGCCAACGGUUUCCACGGAGAGGACUUUAUUCUCAUGACCACUGAAGUGGGGACAGGGAGGAGGACUAUGUCACCACUGCUUGAUUUGUUUACUCCCACAAGAGAUUAGGUGGAGUCAGGUUUCUUCCCCUGAGGCUGGCUGGAAAUCAGACCGGUCCACCAAUCACAGGGCUCCUUACUGGGUACACAACUGCUGGAGAUUGCCAGGAGCCCCUAGCAACACCUUGGCUUUUGAAAUCUGGAAGGUGGGGUGCUGUGCAGUCAGCUCUGCAGUCAGUAGAGGAGCGUGCCAAUGCCUCAGGAAGAGUCAGAUCCCAGGAUGGACACCCCACCCUCUGAAGAACCCUUAGAUAAGCAAACCAAAAAACUGGAAGACCAGGAAGAAGAGAUGGAGUUUAAAGAGCUGGAUGGUCUGAGGGAAGCCUUGGCGAACCUCCGGGGGCUGUCCGAGGAGGACAAGAGUGAGCGGGCGAUGCUGUGUUCCCGCAUCCAGGAGCAGUCCCAGCUCAUCUGCAUCCUGAAGCGGAGGUCCGACGAGGCCCUGGAGCGCUGCCAGACCCUGGAACUGCUCAACAGCGAGCUGGAGGAGAAGAGGCUGCUGGAGGCCGAGGAGCUGAAGGCCAAGAACCAGCAGGCCCAGAAGCUGGAGGAACGCUUUAUGACCCUGGCCGCCAACCACGAGUUGAUGAUCCGCUUCAAGGAUGAACACAAAAGGCAGAACGCCAAGCUGAGAGAGGAGAACGAGAAGCUGAGGCUGGAGAAUGACCAGCUCUUCAGCCCAGCGCUGAAGGCCCAGGAGGCCAAAGUGGUGCUGCUCACAGCCCGGAGCAAGGCCCUAGCCACGGAGCUGGAGAGCCUGCAACGGAAGUACGCCCAGGAUGUCUGCCAGGCCCAGGCCCGAGAGCAAGAGCUGCUGGAGCUGCAGAACCGGCAGGCCUGCGCCCACACCGAGGAGACGGAGCGGCUGCGCUCGCAGCUGCAGAGCCUCCAGGAGCAGCAGCAAGAGGCCCUGCGGCAGACGGCCAAGGCCGAGCAGGCGCACAGCCAGCAGAACCAGGAGCUGCGGGCCCGGCUGCAGACCGUCACUCGGGAGAAAGAGGAGCUGCUGCAGCUGUCCAUGGAGAGGGGCAAGGUGCUUCAGAACAAGCAAGCGGAGAUCCGCCAGCUGGAGGAGAAGCUGGAGAUGGCCGACGUGGCCAGGAGGCACGCGCUCGAGCGCUUUGAGCAAGAGGCCGUGGCCGUCAACAGCAACUUGCGAGUCCGGGAGCUUCAGCGCAGGGUGGAUGGCAUCCAGGCCGCCUAUGAUGAACUCAGGCUGCAGUCCGAAGCUUUCAAAAAGCACAGCCUAGAUCUUUUAAGCAAGGAGAGAGAACUCAAUGCCAAACUCCGCCAUCUCUUUCCAUAAGGUUUCUGCCUCCUCUGGCCUCCGAUGGAGAAGUCAGAUAUCUGUGCCUUACUCUUAUGGCGACAGUCAAGAUGGUAUUCCAUUUAUUCUACUUUUAAGUACGAGAGACCACUCAAAGAAAAGUUACUUUACUACAGUGAUGUUGUUUACUACAGUGCCAUUGUAAGGGUAACACUGAUUUUUCAGUCCUACCACCUAGAAUACAUGAGAUUUACCAAA
Molecule: messenger RNA, 2756 nt
Organism: Cervus elaphus (red deer)
Lineage: Eukaryota; Metazoa; Chordata; Mammalia; Artiodactyla; Cervidae
Gene: CCDC89
Product: coiled-coil domain containing 89
Exons: 2
Coding region: 1425-2537 (370 amino acids)
Source: RefSeq, a predicted model, not a curated record